CGCACUCUGGACAAUCCUUGAGCUUGUGUGGCGCUAACGUCUCGCGAUGGAGCUCUCGACGUGCCGUCCUCCAUGUGUUGCUGGUAAUAUGUUAUCAAUGAUGUGUCAUCAGCUAUGCAAGUGGAAGGAUCAUAGCAGGCUUCGCUUCAAUUCUUUUUUCGUUGGGCAUCGACGUUUUUUGAAGCAUUCAGAAUCAGGAAGGAGAUAUAUCCUAAAAGAUAUAUCAUGUUCAUAUAAUUCAGAGAAAAUUGCAAAUGUACCAUCCUAUCAGGAGCUAGUUGAUGCAAAAGUGAUUUAUACUGUAGCUCCUGCCCUAGGUCACAACCAGGAGUCACAUCCAGAAUCAAGCUCUAGAGUUCCUGCCAUUGUGAGUGCUCUCAAGAAGAUGGAACUAACACCAUCGUUUCGCGGUGUCGAUGUCAUGGAACUUCAAAACUUCAAGCCUGCUUCGGUAGAUGACAUUGCUAGUGUUCAUGCAAAAGCUUAUGUCUCAGGGCUUGAGAAGGCUAUGGAUCAAGCUUCAGAAAAGGGCAUUAUUUACAUAGAGGGCUCUGGACCAACAUAUGCAACUCCCACAACUUUCCAGGAGUCACUUGUUGCUGCUGGAGCGGGGCUGGCUUUAGUUGAUUCAGUGGUUGCAGCAUCACAUAACACUGGUAAUCCACCUACAGGAUUCGCUUUGAUAAGACCUCCGGGACAUCAUGCUAUUCCCAAGGGGCCUAUGGGCUUUUGUGUUUUUGGGAAUGUGGCCAUUGCAGCUCGUCAUGCUCAACGUGUACAUGGACUAAAGAAGGUGUUUAUAAUUGAUUUUGAUGUUCACCAUGGGAAUGGAACAAAUGAUGCCUUCUAUGAUGAUCCAGAUAUAUUUUUCUUAUCCACUCACCAAGAUGGAAGCUACCCUGGCACUGGUAAAAUUGAGGAGGUGGGUCAUGGAAAUGGUGAAGGAACUACGCUGAACCUGCCUCUACCUGGAGGCUCAGGUGACAUUGCUAUGAGUACUGUGUUUGAUGAAGUCAUUGUACCAUGUGCUCAACGGUUCAAGCCAGAUAUAAUCCUUGUUUCUGCUGGGUAUGAUGCUCAUGUACUGGAUCCACUCGCCAGUCUACAAUUUACAACAAGAACAUACUAUAUGCUUGCUUCUAACAUCAAACGACUAGCUAAUGAAUUGUGUGGGGGUCGCUGUGUGUUCUUCUUGGAGGGAGGAUACAACCUUGAUUCUCUGUCAUAUUCUGUAGCCGACUCCUUCCGUGCUUUUCUUGGGGAGCCAAGCUUGGCCUCCAAAUUUGAUGAUCCUGCUAUCUUGUAUGAAGAACCAUCCGCGAAGGUGAAGCAAGCUAUCCAAAAAGCAAAACACAUACAUUCCCUGUGAAGAUUUCUACAUGUACAUGAUACUUCCAUCCUAUACUCGGAGAUGCAAGUAAAGUUGUAUAUAGCCCAAGGUACCUCACCAACAUUUCACUGAAUGUGCUUCUGUUCUCUUAAAAUUGUUCUAUGACUCUGAAUAUUGUCUACAAUGUAAGUGCAUGGAUCCUUGCAUGAGAUUUCUGAUUUUGUU
Messenger RNA from Tripterygium wilfordii, 1555 nucleotides. Its product is annotated as histone deacetylase 14. The record is from RefSeq and is a predicted model, not a curated record. Gene Ontology annotation, cellular component: histone deacetylase complex. Gene Ontology annotation, biological process: chromatin organization. The coding region runs from base 47 to 1369 and encodes 440 amino acids. The transcript has 9 exons. Gene Ontology annotation, molecular function: histone deacetylase activity. Lineage: Eukaryota; Viridiplantae; Streptophyta; Magnoliopsida; Celastrales; Celastraceae.